This is a messenger RNA of Alnus glutinosa, 1453 nucleotides long. Its product is annotated as ras-related protein RABC2a-like. The transcript has 6 exons. Lineage: Eukaryota; Viridiplantae; Streptophyta; Magnoliopsida; Fagales; Betulaceae. Gene Ontology annotation, molecular function: GTPase activity; GTP binding. The coding region runs from base 349 to 993 and encodes 214 amino acids. The record is from RefSeq and is a predicted model, not a curated record.
ACAAGUGCCUGCAGGAGCGCGUGGAGGUGUAGAAUGAUCCGAAAAUCCGGUCCAAGGAAAGACGACGUUUGUCCUAAAACCCUUCUGGGAAUUGCCAUUUCAUUUGUUUAACUACAAAGCCUCACACGUACACUACCCGCCAACCCCAUCACCAGUAUCUCAUCCACCCCACGAAAUUUCCUAUUUUUACUUCUCUCUCUCUCUCUCUCUCUCUCUCUGUAUGUGUCUCUCAAGAUUGCGUCUUUCAAAGUGUUUUGUUAAUGAUGAAGAUGGAGAAAAGAACUGACAUGGAACAAGUUGUAGAGAACUGAGAAAGAAAGAGAAAAAAGUUGAGUGUUAUAGAGAGUGAUGGGGUCUUCUUCAAAAGGCGGGAGUAACAGUUAUGAUUACUCAUUCAAGAUACUGUUGAUUGGUGAUUCUGGUGUUGGCAAGAGCAGCCUUCUUCUCAGUUUCAUUUCCGACUUUGUUCAUGAUCUGUCCCCCACCAUUGGUGUGGAUUUUAAGAUCAAGCUGCUCACAAUUGGUGGCAAAAGAUUGAAGCUAACAAUUUGGGACACAGCUGGACAGGAAAGGUUUGGAACAUUAACAAGUUCUUACUACAGAGGUGCUCAUGGAAUUAUCCUCGUGUAUGACGUGACACGGCGUGAAACCUUUACAAACUUGUCGGAUAUAUGGGCAAAGGAAGUAGAGCUCUACUCCACUAAUCAUGAGUGUAUCAAAAUUCUUCUGGGGAAUAAAGUUGAUAGGGAGAACGAGAGAGCUGUAACGAGAGAAGAAGGAUUGGCUCUUGCACAGGAACAUAAAUGUUUGUUUCUCGAAUGUAGUGCCAAAACUAAAGAGAAUGUUCUUCACUGCUUUAAAGAUCUUACAUUAAAGUUACAGAUACUUGAGGUUCCAAGUUUAUUGGAAAACGGAUCCGCAGGGGUGAAAAAGCAAAUUUUAAAACAGAAGCAGGUAUACCCAACACCUCGUAAUGGUGGUUGCUGCUCUUGAUCCACAUGAUGCAACAUCCAAACUAGCUAGAAUUUUCUGCAACAAAAUAGAAGAACUCAAGAAGGGAUUGAAAUGGCAACCGACCACAUCAAUCAUCAUCCUAGACGCUUUCACAGUCAGAUGGCUAAGAAGUUAGAUGCUCAUCAGCAAGCUCUUUCUAAGCCAUUUUUCCCACUUCUGAUGUAGAUAUGGGAAUUUGGGGAGUCUUGUUACAUCUUGUAUUUCAUGUAAAUAUAUUUCGGUUUAGUUGAUGCUGUUUGGUUUAGUUUGGCAUUGGGUUAAUCAUAAACAUGUAAAAAAAAAAAAAAAUUACAUCGUUCACGAAGCGAAUAAUGGUUCUGUAUACAAAACGGUUUCUGGUAUAUAUGUUCAGAUAUACGAGAUGAUGGACACUACUCAAUACAGAAAUGGGUUUGUUUUGUUUUGAAAGUAAAGCAGAAGCUGCAGAACUAGUGGAAAA